Messenger RNA from Xyrichtys novacula (pearly razorfish), 16412 nucleotides. The record is from the annotation of a GenBank genome assembly. Lineage: Eukaryota; Metazoa; Chordata; Actinopteri; Labriformes; Labridae.
AUGGUGAGGACAGAAAAGGAGAGACAGGGAGUUUGUUCACUCUCUGACUUUACUUUGUUUCUUAUUUGACUUAACCAAAUUUUCACAGAUUCCUUUUUUACGCGCUGUGAUAGCUGAUUAAAAAAAAGUUUUCUCUGACUUUAUCGAGCUUGUGUUGACAUGGUUUAUUCCCUCCGGAGGUGGAGGCUAUUGAUGGGAUUUCUCUCACCGGUGCAUCAUCACCCGAGGAUUGCCGGACAGUGAGUCAGGGAGCGUUUGGAGGCUGGAUGGACAACAUGUCUCCACAACAGGACAGCCUCGGUGGACUGCAAGCAAACAAACGGGUGCGUUGUAUACUGAUGGAGAACCAGUUUGUAUGUUUGGAAACACAGCUGUGCGUUUAAUCAAAAGGCAAAGUGUCAUUUACGCAUCAUUAAUGCUUUAUUUAUUAUCAUCCGGAGAGUUAAACGGGGGCAAACUUCUCAAGAGGAGAAAAUGCUGUCAUAUCCAGCACCUUUAUUGGCUCACAGACGCGGUAAAAUUAUGAAAACAGUCGUAUUGUGAGUUAACCCGCUUAUAAAUAUGAAUAAGUAUAUGGUUUGUCACACAUUAAGGCUUUUUACGGAGGUGAGACCCCACUUGAAAGUCUUCAAACCCCUGAAAUGAGAGGAAUAGUGGCAAAAUCAGGGUACAAAUAAUCCAAAAUGCCUGUUAACUCGUGUUUGUGUAGUGUAUGACUUUUCAGACACCUUUAAUUAAGACGUUAUCAAAGGAGCUAAUUAGCGCCGUUAAUGAAAGGCAGCUGGUUAACCGUCAAAAUAAAGAUGGCGUCAGUUAAUAAUUAUCUGUUGCUAGCAAGAUUGUUAACAUCGUUUCACAAAUAUUCAUCAUUCUUUUUGUGUUUUAAGCAGUUUUGAUAGCAGAUACAGACACAAACACAUGGUAAAGUAGUGAUUUACUAACUUUUUUCUAAACAUAAGUUCACUUAAGCACCUUCAAAAUGGUGUAAAACACAUUCAGUACUAUCAGAGGCUGGUAUGUGUUGCUUAGUAUGUGGUUUCCCAGCUUUAAACUCAUAUCUCCACAUGUUAGAUUUAUUCUUAGGAGUGAAAGGUAACAUUUUCAUGUUUGCCUGAAUGUAAGGAAUGUCCCAGCACUGUGUGACCCUGUUAAAUCAAUGAUGUUACAUUGUGAAAUGUCAAAAAUGUGUGGAGAAGGUGAUAAGAUGGAAGAGGAGGGUGACAUUUUCUCAUUUUGACUUGGAUUGACUUGAGAAAUCCUUUUGUAUCAUGACAAAAUUAUCCCAAAAUGAUUAAGAAUGUAAAGAAAGUUUGUAGAUGAUUAGAAACUUAACUUUUGGUUUAAAUCCAGUACUAAAAUAUAGCCUACAAACUGAUGUUUUAAGUCAUAACAGCCUCACCUCGAAGGUUUUCUUAGUGUUAAAAACAACAACAAAAAAAGCACAUGCUAACCUAAAAAAAUAAGGUCAAUAUAGAUCAUCUAAGUACUGGAUGGUGUAUGUUUGCAUAUUAGCAUGCUGUUAUAGAUUUAGUGUAAAGAAAAAGUAAUUUAAUUUGAUAACUUUUGGUUAAAAGUGUCAUUAUAGAGGGUCGGCAAGCUAACGAGCUCCAAAGCUAACCUAAUAAGUAACCUUUAAAGAACAAUAUAUAAUCCAGUUAACACCAUCCACAUAAUAUUUGACCAUAUAAGCUUUUUUUUCCAAAUAAAAAAUGGAUAAAAACUUACAGUUUGAAUACAAAGUCAGUAUUUUUAGGACAUACUCACCGUCUUCUUUGGGUUUUAUUUUACUGUAUUUUUUGGUGCCAGAACUAUACAUGGUUUCGGGAACAUUGGUUAUAGUGUUACUCGCAAACCGCCAUUAAUUAUGAAAUGUCAGGUACACCGCUGCAGUCAGAUACGCUGAUAGUGUUCUGCACAAAUCCUCCCUCACAAACGUUUUAAAUCGUUGAAAGUAGGAUUAAUAAUCAACCAACCUGCUGAUUUAGCCAAGAAUAACGACAGCGACUGGUUCGUGACUGGGAGUUUUAAUCAUACAUACAACUAAAUCACUGUGGUUGUGUAAUGUUUGUUUAUCACCUUGCUUCACACUCACAAAUCCUUCUACAAUUAGAUGGAAUAAAACUUGAAUGAUCCUCGUGGGGAAAUUAGGAUAAUAGGAUCUUAAUAUAGUUGCAAGCGGCAGCUGGAAGGCUGCUGUACAAUGGGAACAGGGGAUUAAUUUGGUGUAAUGGUGCCAGUACUUUACCACUCCUGGAUUACUUAAACACACUGUAAGGACAAUUAAAGAAAAAAAAGCGUAUAAAAUCUGCAGUUUAGUCGAAGUGUGAGAGAGGUCAGGAGUGUCAUGGCAAAGAGAUAGAUGCUGCUGAGCACAGAGGUAACCGUGAAAAUGUCGUCAUCUGGCUUAUGUCCAAGCUCAGACAUUCCCAUGAGUUUAAAUUCUCCUGCUUCAAUCCGCUGCGCCUGUCCUUUUGGAGGACACAGUCAGAUGAUGUGAUGAAUGUGCUGACCAUUAACGAUUCUUACGUAACACACGAGGAAAGCGUAAACAUUGCACACACGUGGAGUAAAUCUUGCUCGCCCGUCUUUGUAGGAUGUUGUUUGUCAUGGGAAAAUAUGAUGAAGGAAAAGGAGAGAAGGAGUUAGAAUGCACAUGUUAAAUGAAAUCUUCAUUUGUUAUUGUAACAUACCUUCUUUUUCUAUCGGACUCCUCUAGCGAAUGAAGAGUAUGACAUAUCGACGCCAGUCUGCCCCGUCUCUUGUCAUCACGAAGGCUCUCAACAGAUCCAAGACACUCUCCAGGUAUGGUAAAAUACAAAAAGAGACAAUCAUAGAUCAUGUACAUAUUCAUAAACAACAGUAACAGCUGUGUAAACUUACCUGGAUUAUAGCAGCCAAAAUAACCAAAAAGUUACAAUGAGUAGAAAUGUGAAUAUUUAGCGAAAUCCAGCGGACAGAUAUUAAACCGAAAGCCUCCUUACUCACCCUCAAUGGUGGCCUUUGAGGACAAGAAGCUCCUGUGAUGCAUGAGAAGAAUUGUCCUGCAAGUUUGUACCAUCAAGAACUCUUGACUGUUCAUGAUCAAAUGAUCAUCUUGACUUUGUCUGUUAUGAUCUUGAGUCAGUGAUAGUGUUACCCCCGCUGAAAUGAUUACGCAGAGAUUAAACGCCACACUGAAUAACAAGUAAAUGAUCUUGACUUAAAGAUGAUGCAGUAAUCCUCAUGUGCUUCAGGCAGGGAUCUUGCCUGACUUUAGCCGGCUUAUUUAAAAUAGUUAUGUUCUCGAUCAAAUGAUGACAACGAUCUUGACUAAUUGAUACCUUUGUUUACUCAAAUACAUGCAAAAAAGGGAUCUUGACUGAAGAAUUACCACGUUAUCGUGUCUUUACACACAUGUUGUAGUCUUGACCAAAUGAUUACUGAAAAAUCUUGACUACACGCUUAUACUCUGACUCAGACCAAACAAUCAUCAAUCUUGUUUUAACACUUAGGUUAAGAUCUUGACCCGUUAAUCAGUAGUCUUGAUAGAAUAUUAAUGUUGUGCUCUUGAUUACAUAAUAACCUGUUAAUCUUGACGAUGUUGAUGUCAUGAUCUUGACCAAAUAACUAACUGGUGAUUCUGACUUAACGCUAAUGUUGCGAUCUUGACGAAACUUAAUGUUGUGAUCUUGACCCAACAAUAACUGGUUGAUCAUGACUUAAUAUUGGUGUUAAGAUUUUAAAAUGAAAAAAAACAACUCAUGAUCUUGACAAAACAAUUAUCAAUCUUGACUUAACACUGACAUAACGAUCUUGACCAAUUAUUCGGCGAUCUAAACCGAAAACUGAUGUUGUGUUUUUGACCAAUCAGAAACCAUAUUCUUUUUGCUGUGGUAACCAAAACACUACCCAGUGACUUAGUCUUCAAAAUUAUGUUUCAAUCUUGACUUAUCAAUUAUCAAUCUUGACCGAAAACUCAAGUUGUGAUCUUGACUAAUUAUUAAUGUUGUGUUCUUGAAUACAUAAUCUCUUGAUCAUGACUAAGUGCAGGUAAAAAUGUGCGUUGUCUUUAUUUAAAUCCAUGUAACAGUAGAAAAUAAUCCACGCAAGAUCCCCACUGGGGUAGUCUGUUCAGUUUGUUUGGGGCUAUAGAUUGAACUUGUUGAUAAAAACGCCAUGUGACUGCUGUGACUUAAGGAGAAAGAACAAUCAGCAGAGAGAGCGUUUGUGGCCGUGAUCACGUCAGGAGGGUAACUGCAGGUGCUGGUUGAUGUUCAGGGUCAACACAAGUUCCAACAGCGUUAUCUAAGGUUCUUGGAAACAGUCUUCCAUAUUCCAUCUCUCUUACAUAGUGGCACCUAGGGUCAAGUAGCUCUAAUAAAACCCUGAAACCACACUCCAACACACGGGAACGCACGCACUCACACAUUCGCAUGCCUCUCGCACAACCCCGACUGAGGUGUUGGAUCCACUCAGGUAGAUAAUCCUCCUGUAACACGGCUUUCCAGAGGAUCAGGCAUCUACUAAUAGCCCUGCCUUUGAACAUAUUGAGUGGGUAGUGGAGAAGAAAUAACCUCAUUAAAGAGAUCCUGCAAAGGUGGGACCCACCUGGACCGCUGACAGUGUUUGUGUCCCUGUUUGUACGAUACACUUAAUAACCUAAGAGUGACCACGUGUACUCUGGACAACUUGGGAGUGACUAAUCAAAUCAUAUUCCUUCUGGAUGAAUGAAUAAUGAUCUUAAUUUGAGUGUAAGGACUUUCGCUUAAAAUACAGUGUAUUUAAAGGGACAAUAGGGAUUUUUUCAUUCAGUCAAAAUUCUAUCCAGAGGCUUAGACUGUAGUUUUUGUAGCAAUAUUUGAGGACCUAAUUUUUACCCACCAAGCCCUCUGCAGCUUUUCCUUUUCAUAGGCAGAAACCACGAGCAGAACCAAACUCUUCCCGUAGCAAGAUGAGCCCACUUAAGAAUCGAAUUUGAAGUUUCUCUAACCCAUACCUCACCCAACCCCCAAACUGGUCAGCUAAGAACCAUUACAUAACACAAUUUACAUAACGACGAGCGUGGGAAUCCUUUUUAUCUUUCAUUAGCUUCAAUUCGAUUCCAACUUGAUGUAUGUUGGAAUCGAAAAGAAGGAGAGACACAGAUCUUAACUAAAUAAUCGAAUGAAAGGAGGUCAAACUGAGACUUUUCUGUUUACAGUUGGACGUCAGCAACAAACAUGUCCUCUGAAAACCUCAGACAUCUCCUUAUAAGAUUGAAAGGUUUCACCCGAUGACUACAUAGCCGCUUAGCAUCAACGGCCAGUCACGCCUGAUCAAAGGCAAGCUACAGUAUCCUCCUAAUUAAAGGCUCGUUAAAACAGCAUGAAUGUAUUGUGGUACCAAUACAUUGAAAUAUACAAAAAAGAACAAACAAAAAAACAACUUAAUAUCCUAAAAUGAAGAAGUAUCCAGUGGAGGGAGGUGAGGAUGGUUGUAAGAAGCUGUAACGUCCCUGUGCAGGUGAAAACAAAAAUGAAAAACCAAAUUAAAGGAACUUUUGGUUAGUAUCAGUUUUGGUGCCCCCUGUGGACAAAGCAGUAGUGCCUUUCCAAAGCAUAAUAUCAUCCAGCAGACAGUUAAAGGUGAUCUAUGUUAUUUAAUGUGAAUAUUUUAUGUGUAAUUUGAAAAAACAGGGGUGUUCCCUUCAUUGCUUAUCCCCUUAAACCAACUUCAGAUGUUAAAAGAACCAUCUAAAAAUGAUCAAUCUUGAUGCUCUUGGUUGCUUUCUGAUACCAGGGACCGGCGGCACUAUGAAAUUCAGUCUCUCGUAAAUGUAAAAAAAUAUCCUUCUAGGAGCUUAAAUCUCUUUGUCUAUUUUAAAAUCAACAUUAUUUUGAACACCAAGAUUAGAGAAUAUGGGUUUGACACAAGUUUGCAGGGACCCGAGUCUGGAAUCACAGAGUCCAAACAUGAUGACUUCAGCCUUUUUUUACACAGAGUUUAAAUGACCCAAUGUUGUCCAUUUCCUCAGAGCUGUCCAAUAAGGGUUUCAGGGAGCUUUUAUCUUCUUUUCCAGGGACAGGUACACUUAUGUAUCGUCUGCAUACAAAAGGUAAGAGACACCAGGUUUCUUAAAAAUGAAACCUAGGGAGAAAAAGUUCAAUGCAAACUGUAUGAGUCUGAGAACUGAACCUUGGGGUACCCCACACGAUAGGGAGAUGAGUUUGACAACAAAAUACAUGUUAGAGAAAAAAAUUCUGUAACAUGUUUUGGUUGUUGCAGUUCCUAGCAUGUUGAUUUUGUGCACAUGUCUUUUUUAGACUAGUUUUACGCAACGAUGACUCCUGCGAACACACCGUGAAAAAAGUAACAGCAGGUGUUACUUUGAACCGCUUCUCUUAGGUUCAUGGCACUUUUGGCACCUGUAGCAGUAGUGUGCAUACGACGUCUGAUAAAAUUCCUCCCUUCCUUCAAAAAUAUCACUUUAAUGUGAGUAUUUGUGUGGGAAAAAAAAGCUUUUUUUAUCAGCUUGCUGUCAAACAUCUCGUCAUCCACCCCAUGGAAUAUUUUGAGUGGCUUGUCUUAUGUUGUUGUAACGGCGGUAAAACAGGAUGUUUUCAAGUCUAUGUUGUUGCAUUUCAGAGAUAACUUUGUGAUCCCUGUGGUCCCUGAGUCCUGCCCGCUGGUCCAGUCCUUCCUCACCGUCCCCGGCAGGUCGUUUCUCCUUCACGGACACGCUCAGUUGAAAACAGGCAUGCAAACCCAGGAGAGACACCUGUUCCUGUUCAGCGACAUCCUCGUGAUUGCCAAGGCCAAGUAAGCACAAGCUUGUAUUUUUAUCUCGGAGAGCGGCAGUUACGGACGUUUUGGCUUUCUCUCAUUUCCCGCCGUGAUCCAUGGGGUUAAUACCUUUGUGUAUGAUUAAAAGAAGUGCGUGUGUAUGUGUUUGUAUCUCAGGUCAGCCAACCACUUCAAACAGAAGGCUCAGGUGCGUGUGUGUGAGAUGUGGCUAGCGAGCUGUUUGGAGGAGGUGUGUGAGGGGAGCACGUUCCCGGAGAGGAGCUUCGUGAUGGGCUGGCCCACCUGCAACUGCGUCGCUUUGUUUAGGUACCCACACACUUUCCACAAGAUAUAAACUUCCUGGAACUUUUGUGUUAAAACAGUCUCAAAAUGGGUUAGGUUGAGGUGAGGCAGAAGUUCAUGCCAACACAAGCUCUUUUCAGUAACCCUAAAACUUUUUUGCAGUUAAUCUGCUGGAGCUGCUGUAAACUUGACCUUAAAUACCACACAAAGAGGAGACAGACAGGAUAGGAAGCCUAUUUACAGUCAUACUGAAUUGUUUAAUUGGUGAAUUCCAAUUAUCUAAGCUGCUUGGCCUGAAAUCAAAAUCCUGCCGGAACCUAAUAAAACUUUUUAAUGCUGAUAAACCCUUUAAAAGAUUAGAAAUUACCCAAACUAAAGGUUGCCUACAAGGUUGAGAAAAUGUGAGCGCUCUGUGUACUUCUUCUGAAUUAAAGGCCAUCUGAGGCCUCGAAGACAAACUUGUGGUCGAGUUGACCGAUUAUGAUGAUUAUGAUGAUGAUGUUUGACUAUGUCCCUCUCUAUGUUCCCACCAGUUCACCAGACCUGAAAGAGUGGUGGCUGUCCAUCCUUAAAAGGUAAAAUAGUGUGGUGUGUAAUUGAUAUUGUAUAGUGAGUGGGUGAAUAUGCAUAUUAGACUCAAAAAAAGUGAGCAAGAACUUGAUGACAACCCUGAGGUACAUUAUGUGAUCACGAAGGAGUUCUAAUUUGCGUUAUAACACUAGACAAUCCAUGACUGGUAUCAGCCAAUAAUGACAGUCUUGCUCCUUUGUAUCCUGUUAUCGAUGGUUGAGCUGCCCAGGCUACUCUGUGUCCUUUUACUGUCAUUACUUUCCAUCUUAGCUGAGUAUUAAGUAUCAAAUCCAACUAGGUUACCGUUCAGAAAGCUGUUGUGUGACUAAGGGAGGAAUUCAACUGGCCUGUUUCUCCUCUUCUGUCUCAUCUUAGUCGGAUAAAAGAAGAGAAGGAAAAGGAGGAACCUAAAACAAUCCCACUCAGAGUGUACGGGAAGGGAAUCAAUACUUAUGCCGUUGUGAGUUCAUUUCGACUUUCACCUUUUUCAGCUUUUUCCUUAAUCAAAUGUCAUCAUCAUUUAUUUUUUUUUAACUUCUGCUGCUUCCUCUUCACAAUCAGACCAAGAUGCUUCCUGUCAGCACCUCCGAUUCGACCAAUGAGGUGAUUCGACUGGCUCUGCAGCAGUUUGGCAUCAUUGUAAGUAAAGAAAGAGAAGUUUACAUGUCUCCAUUAAAGUUUCUCAUAACUUAUUUUCCUCAGUGGACUAAGAGUGUUGGUUUUUUAUUGAUUAAACACAGCUAUAACAGAAAGAUAACAGUACUGUUUGCCACUCUGGUUUCCUAAAAUGUAUUUGUGUGUCUCUUUAGGGAAAUGUGAAAGACUACCAGUUGUGGGUCAUCUCCAAGAGGGACAACAGCCUCUACCCUCUCAUAGGUCAGUGACUUCGGAUGUUGUUGUUGUUGUUGUAGUAUGGCAUGAUCUUUCUUUUUCCAUCCUUUGGGGGAGGGGGGCAUGACAGAAAAUAUUCGCUCUAAGCUCUGACACACGAGUGAGGAGGUUUUUUUAGACACAGUAGAACCAUUCAUGGUGCUCCUGCGGUGAAGACGUGAGGGGCUCACAGCUUCUCUCCUCUGUUUCAGGUCAUGAGUUUCCCUUCAGUAUCCAGAUGAGUCAUGUGAGACACACCAUGGCUCUGGGAGGCAGCAGAGAUACGCCGGCAUCGCCUGCGGACAGGCAGCGGGCCAUGCAGGUGGAGCAGAUGCAAGUGUACAAACAGUGCCAGUUCAUCCUGAAGCCUCGGCCCGGUGAAACACUGCAGACAUCUGCAGGUUCGAUUGUCUUCAGAUUAAUCUUUUUCGACAGACUCGACGGUUGAAAUUAUAUGCUAAUGCACUCUCCGAUUCUCUCAUUUCAGAUGUGGGUAAAAAGUCCUUUAAAAGGCGGCGAUCCCUGAUCACCUGGGCCUUUUGGCGAGGCUCCUCCUACAGCAUGAACGAGAUGUCGGACACAGCUCACGGUCGCCUGUUCUGCCAGCCACUUAACCUUAUUUGUGUUGACGGCACUCCGCCAAAGCCUAUCAUGGUAAGUGGGUACACUGAGAGCUACCUUAUAAUUAAAGGGAUAUACCGGCGUGAAAUUAAUUGAGGGUCAAACACACUGUAACACCGAGUUAGACACCCCCUUGAGAGGUGAAUGUUGCUGACCGCUUGCUUCUCUAGUUAUACCAACUUUAGUAACGACCGCACGAUAGCAAUACACGGCGGUCUGAGGAGCCGUAAACAAACCUCAACCAAAACGCCACUCUAUAGCCACAAAUAAUGCUCAGAACAGCACCUAACUUCAUCAACAGUACAUAUAGGGUCCCAGCCAUAGUACUAGCUUCCAAACAUCUUUUUAACUUUGCCUAAUUUCUUUAGCAAAGAGACUAAACACAACUCACCUACUCUCUUCCAGCAGCCGCUUGUUUGUGGCAAGACCUCAGGCCAGUCCAUUACGGACUGCUGCGGGGUGCCGCAGCUCAAGGAAGAACAUUUAUGAUCAUUUCUUCAUGGAAAUGCAAUCAGACGCUAAGGCAGAAGAACUACCGCGUCUGAAGUGCAAAAUGAUUAAUAUAGUGAUUAUUACUUCAAGGAAAUGAUAAAGGAAUUAGAAAAGCACUCGGAGAGCGCAGACCUCCGCCAAGCAGCUCAUGUCCCCCCUUAUAUUGUGAUUCACACCAAAACUUUUACUGUUACGUGUCUUUUAUUAACUUUUAUUUGUGUUUAAACUGGUAUGUUCACUGUUCAUAAUGUUCCUAAAACAAGAAAUGCCCUGACCCGGAUUCGAACCCAGAACCUUCUUACUGUGAGGCGACAGUGCUAACCACUACACCACUGUGCCGCCCAUUGGUUAUCUUUCAGCACUGAAAAUUCCAACGACACCCUUAUUUUUGUGUGUUCUGGAUCACAGUAUCCAGAAUUUUGUCUGGAUCAGGAUCAACCUUUGACACCUCAUAAAACUCAUUGAGAUCCUUUUGUGUAAUUUUUUACGAAAGACUGGCCAUUUUUAUAGAGUUAAAUGCAAAAAUUCCAAAAUUUUCCCUAUCUCACAAUGAUAAAGAAUCCUUCAAAAAAUUCCUGGAUCCAGAAGGCGAUCCGGAUCACCACCAAAAUGUAAUGGGAUCCUACUGGGGCUGAGAUGCACCUCUGGUGAAAAUUUCAGGUCAAUCCUUCUGUUACUUUCUCCGUAAAGUUGCUAACAGAUUAACAAACAAACAAACAAACAAACCAACAAACCAACACUACCGAAGACAUAACCUCCUUGGCAGAGGUAAUGAUCAUAAAUGUUCUUCCAUGAGCACCCCGCAGCAGUCCGUAAUGGACUGGCCCGAGGUCUUGCUACAAACAAGCAGCUGCUGGAAGAGAGUAGGUGAGUUGUGUUUAGUCUCUUUGCUAAAGAAAUUAGGCAAAGUAAAAAGACGUUUGGUGGCUAGAACUACAGCUGGGACCCUCUAUGUCCUGUUGAUGAAGUUAGGUGCUGUUCUGAGCAUUAUUUGUGACUAUAGAGUGGCGUUUUGGUUGUGGUUUGUUUAUGGCUCCUCAGACCGCUGUGUACUGCUAUCCUGCUUUCCUUACUAAAGUUGGUGUAAGUAGAGAGGCAAGUGGUUGGCAACAUUCAUCUCUCGAGGAGGUGUCUAACUCGGUGUUACGGUGUGUUUGACUCCAAAUAAUUUUACGCCGGAAUAUCCCUUUAAGGAAAUCUGGUGCCGGGAGCUAAAUGCUAAUAUCAACAUGCUAAAAUGCUCACAGGAGCCUUCUUACAUAAUCAAAUUUAUAGCCUUGUUAAGCAUCUAAGCAUGAGUAUGUUUACUAAUCAACAGAAGCGGAUAGGAUGAGAUUAUGUUCAGACAUAUCCCAGGUUAAUCGAGGUCAUCUUCAGGGCAGCAUGAAUGAUGACAAGGGUGCAAUUCAAAAUGUUCCCUGUGGUCAAAUGGAUCUCACUAAUAACUAAUUGAAAAGCUGCAGAACUAUAGAGGCAUCAACAUGCAGAGCAGACCUGCCAAAAUGAUCCCUGCAGACAGACUGUCAUUCACAGUGAGCCUCAAACUGCUAAAUGUGGGAAAUGCUGCGACAAAAUCAUGCCCAGUUUUCUACAUACUUGGUCUUGUUUUGGUAAUCUGGGGUAGUCUAGAUCCCCAUCUUUUGUCUGCGCACACAAAUAAAUGCACACAUACUGUCGCCCUUCUCCAGGACAUGCUGGUGUUUCUGUACCACGAGGGCUCAUGCACCCGGGGGAUCUUCCGUCGCCCGGCCGGAGCUCGGGCUGUCAGGGAGCUGCGAGACUCUCUGGAUUUGGGGGUUUUUCAGCUCCCUCUGACGAAAGAUAAUGUCUUCAUCAUCGCGGGAGUCUUUAAAGUGAGACUACAGCUGUGGUUGUUGAACACUGAUUAAUUUGCCUCCUUUCUUGUGUGUGUCAUGCAACUAUGGGAGACCAGUGGGCCUUGAGAUUAAUUUAGUAAUGCAAUCUAGAUUAUAAUCCUUUAUUAUUUUAAAGGGAUAACAGAGAGGCUCUGUGCAUGAGAGCUUCAACUGGGACAGCAGAGGUUUCCUCUUUGUGUUUCGUCUUGAUUAGUCAUAUAUUAAUUAACCUAAGGGUGCAUGUUUUCAGGAUUUCCUGCGCAGCAUCCCGGGUAGCUUGCUGUGCUGUGAGCUGCAUGAAGAAUGGAUGGAUGUGUUGGAGGAAGAUGAAGAAGAAGAGGAGCAAGUGCAGGAUGUUCAAAGGUAGGAAGUAGAUACACUUCAGGCUCUUUAUGUGAUGAGACCUGUCAGGUAUUUACAGCCACGGAAAGGUGUAACUGUAGACCUGUUUUUUUCUUUCUUGUACAGGAUGGUUCUUCGCCUCCCAAGAGAAAACACCAUCUUGCUACGCUACCUGUUGGCUAUGCUGCACGGUAUCCAAGGCAAUGCCCAGGAGAACCAGAUGACCAGUUUCAACCUAUCAGUGUGCAUCGCUCCCAGCCUUCUGUGGCCGCCUGGUGUGCCUUGUAGCCCCGAGGUGGAGGGGGAAGGAACCAAAAAGGUCAAGAAAGGAACUUGCUGAUCUUUGUUGAAUAUUUUCUAAGUGAGCGAAUAGAAAAGAACUAAACGCAGGCAAAAUCUGAGAACUUUUAAUCAAGAGAAAUCUGGUUAGAAAAAAUCCUUGGACAAAGCAUUAGCAAGAAUGCUUUGGAUAAAAGCUCCUGUAAGUAACCACGGACAAAUCAGUCUUUGCUAAUCUGGUCCUCUACAUGCUUCAGACAAUGACUCUCAGCCUGUAAGAGCAGAUCAGUGAGAGCAGUAAGUGUUUCAAGUCUAAUUGGACACAGGUGCUGCCAUGUAUUUUAAAAGGCAAUGCUAAAAAAAAGAAGAAGAAUUUCGUAUGUCUUAAGUUUUUUCGCCCAAAAAAGAAGCAGUCAUCAAAAUUACCAAGGUACCAUGUGCUUUGUCUGAACAUAAAUUCCCAGAAGUAGAGCAGGACAUUGCAAGUCAACUGGAAGAGUCAACGGUGGAGAAUGGUCUAGCUGAGUGCAAAGUGUUGUGGCCUUACCUUUCUUUGUAAGUUGAGAGGGACUCUGUGGAUCACAUGGAGUUGGCCAAUUCAUUCCACCAUUUCCUAACAACAGAAGACAAGAGUUUGGAGAGUGAGUCGGCCGGAACCAGGUGUCUGUCAAGGCUUGGACAUUGUAGUCAAAAGAAUUAGUUAAUAUUGCUUUGUUUGUUACCUGCAGACUGGCAGUUCCACAGGUAGUUGAUGUGGUUAGCACUGUCUGCUGCUGGUACCUGUUUCUUGGAGGUGACACUGGUGGUUAGUCAGUCAGUCAGUCAGUCAGUCAGUCAGUCAGUCAGUCAGUCAGUCGGUGGUCAUUUUGGUUGGCCGUCCCGCAUCCUGGCAACCUUGCUCAGGUUGACUUGCAGCUCUUUACCCAUACGGUCUUAACAAAUAUGGGCUGACGCUCCAGCGCAGUGUGAGCAGGUGUGUGCAAUCCGGUUGAUUACCAGUGACAUCCCACCACAGCUGAUAUCACUUGAGCAAUCAAUAGAGGGUGUGACACACCCCUAUUGUCUCUCUUAUUAAUUAGAACCACAGUGACACUCCUCCUCCUCUGCUCAGUCAAAUCAAGAUGUCACAAUGACUGAGUGGCUUUAAUAAAGACUCUUGACCAAUGUUUACCACAGUCACUCUUUCUCUCUGUAACCUAAGCCAGUCCUGCUGUAAUAAUGAUGCUCUCUUGAACUCUAACUGGAAAAGGUGACAAAUAAAACAUUGUAACACCAGCUGCUGCUCAGAAAUGAUGUUCUGUAAAUGUGAAGAAUACAGCCUUGAAAAUUGCAACUUUCCUGUCAGCUGAUAAAAUGCUCCAAAUAAGAAAUAUUUCGGGGCACUGCUGGAAUAUGUAGAAACUUUGUUUUCUUCCUCCUCUUUCUGCAGGUUUGUGAUCUAGUAAAGUUUAUGAUUGACCACUGUCAGGGGAUUCUGGGAGAAGAUCCAAUCUCACUGUUUGGAGGACCACCACAAAGAGUCAGCAGUGAAGAGAUGGGAUCAGGUACUGACACGACACAAACUGCAGUUUGAAAGCUUUACAUAGGGCAACUUUUGGGCAGCAGUAGCUCAGGAGGUAGAGCAGUUGACCCAUAACUGGAAGGUUGGUGGUCCGAUUCCUCCCUAUUCCUAGUCUGUCUGUUAGGCAAGGAAAGACACUAAACCCACUUUCCUCCCAGUGUGUGUGUGUCUUCCACUGGUGUUUCAAAUUAAAUUUUAUUAUAUGGCGCCAAAUCACAACAGUCAUUAUCCCAAGACGCUUUCCCCAGCAAAGAGCAGGUCUAGACCACGCUCAUUGUUUGAUGAAUUACCUUAAGAUGGGACAGAUUUGACCCAUCUCAUCUAACACGAGUGACAGUGGCAAGGAAAAACUUCCAUUUAACAGGCAGAAACCUUGGUAAGGACCAGACUCAUGUUAGACAGCCACCAGGCUGAGUUGGGGAGAAAUACGGAGACAUAGGAAGGGAGAGAGAGAGAAAAAGGGAGUAGGAAGGAGAGAGAGAACAAGCAAGGAUAAGGGAGGGAGAGAGCAGUUUGUUCAGAGGUCAUAAUCAUGUUUUCUUUCUCUUCUCAUCCCUGGACCCUCAGACUCUUGGCUCUACCCUCUGACCGACUCCUCCUACGACAGUCUGGAGAACGAUCUGGACAACAGCAGCAGUAGUUCUCCCAGCUUAUUCAGCCGAGGCGCCCUGAAACCACACCAGUUUCAAGGCAGCCUGGACUCCAUCUUGACAUUCAGCGACUGCGACCAAGAUGCAGAGCUGGAUACGCAACACAAGCUACACCCACCAGAAGAAACCAGAACUCUAACACAAGGACCAGAACUCUCCUGUCCCAUCAACAACACUCCAACCGUGAGCACCACCACCAACCUGGAGUGGCUGUCCCUGGAUCCUCGGCAUGGGCAGCGGCGGCGGCGAUGCUCGGAACCGGCUAUCGCCUACAUGGCCAAGUACCACCCAAGCGGUGGUGCUCUCACUGGAGAGGAUGAAGAAGACGAAGACAAAGAGGUGUUUUCCAGUAAACAAAGUAGCCAAACGCUCACUCCACCUACAGAUGAGACCAGAAGUGGUCGAAGAGAGUCUGGACAUGGUCUACAGCCAGCACCCACCAGUUCCCCUCUUAGUGAUGAACCCACCAAGGUGACCACACAAGGGGGAUCAACUACACAGACACCCUCCAAUCCUUCUACAGUCCCCUUUACAACAUUCAGCCCGAGGUCCGCUCCCCCCCUAGACCGAGGGACAAGUCAGAAGGCCUCACCGCCGAAAGAAGCGCCAAACUGGGGCGCCUUGAAAGACAGCUGCAGCCUCCACCCAAACUCCUGGCUGAAGAAAAGCAGGAGGCUGUCCCGCAGUCAGCAGGACAACCUGGAGAAGGAAGAGGACGCGAGUGGGGUGAGUCUGGAUUACAGCAGGAACACAGACCGUCCCUUACCCUGGAUUUUACAAUCCUUAGCUUAUUUAAGAAAACUGCUCCAACUGUCAGGUCCUGCUCACCACUCACAGGCUUGCCUCUUCUAAUAAAAAGUAUUUUCGAUCAUAAGAGUCGUUCUAAUUGCUUCCCUCUUUGGUUCUUUUCAAGGCCAGUGGUUCAAGGACUGUGGCCUCAGUAUGGGGCAAGCAAAUUUUACGGUGAGCCAAGUUUUACAGCUUAUUUAGACAGAAAAGGUCAGAGUACUCAAGAUCCUUUAACGCUUUGCUCCAUCAGAAGCAGUUGGAAAAAAACAAAGCUUCUGAUGUGAGAUGAUGCCCCUCCUUGGGUUGUUUAGUUAGUGGCUCUCUGUCCAGGACUUUUAACCCAAGCCCAAUCUGGAUUUUGGACUCAAGUCCAGAGAGGACACUUUAUCUGCUUCUGGUCAACUUUGCUUAAGGUUAAGAAGUGAGUCCAUCUCACUUUGACCCAGUAGACCCUCUGAGGACUGGCCUUUUUUUUGUCAUACUUAUUAUGACAGAGGAAGUUGAAGAAAUAGCUGCUUACUUGUCGUGUUCUUCUCAAUACCAAAGAGGUGUGUUUGUUUCAAUUCGCAGGAAGGACGCAGUGAGCCGCUCCACCUUGGUACACCACCCCGAGAGGAAGGAAAAGCAUCCGAAAGUGGAGGAGGAAUACUGAACUCCAGCUGUCAACCAACCAUUAAAACCACCUGCAGAGCCUUAAAAGACGCAAGAGGAAGAGGAAGGGGACAUGUAAAGGGACAGUCCGCACAGCUUAAACAGAACUCAUUCAGCCCCCCUUCGCAUCACCGCUCCACAGGUAGUCUACAUUUCCCCUUAUCCCCCUGGUUACACUCCACGGACUCCAGGAAGGAUGUCCAGCAGGUUGGCGACAGUGAUGUCAGCGAUGGAGGAGUCACGGACCAAGGGAUUGUGUGGAAGCCAGGGUCGCCAUAUUUGUCUCACAAGAAAAGUAGAUCAUCUCUAUCUGUUCCAAAGGAACACAAGUCCCACUCCGUUGAAGAGGAGUGCGACACCAGGCACCAGCGCAGGGUGUCAGAACCAGGGAGGCAGGUCAUGGAUCGGGCCUUCCAGAGGGAGCGUCUGCCCAGCGACCCGGGACUGAAAGUGACCGAUGUGGACUGGCAGGGGGAGACGUCAGAAGCCCGGUUCUGCCUCACCCCUUACGCCACUAGAGCAGUUAAGGAGUACUUCUCCUCUCACCAGGGGAGUAACCCUCAGAGCAGCCAGCAGGUGGCGCUCGCCCUAGUGGAGAGCCGCAGGGAGUGGGUGAAGAGAUGCAGCGACGCCACAGCAGAACCAGACUUUGACCAGCUUCUGUUUGCUGAAGAAUCCUACGUGUGA